AACUGUCGCGAGAAUUCGUCAAGGAAACGCCGGAAACCGCUCCUCAGUAGCGGCUGAAGGGGCGGUCUCGAGGAGUGAGGGAAUCCGAGCUGCUCCGUGGUGCAAGAUGGCGGACAUCUCCCUGGACGAGCUUAUCCGGAAACGGGGAGCUGCGGCAAAGGGGCGGCUCAGUGUCAGACCAGGAGUUGGAGGUAUCCGAUCUUAUUUUGGGAUCCAGCAGAGCUUCCUCAGCCAGCCAGCACGCACAGCCACCUUCCAGCAGAAGUUUGAUGCCCGGCAGAAGAUCGGCCUCUCGGAUGCCCGGCUCAAGCUGGGAGUCAAGGAUGCCCGAGAAAAGCUUCUGCAGAAAGAUGCUCGUUUCCGGAUCAAAGGGAAAGUGCAGGAUGCCAGAGAGAUGUUGAACUCCCGCAAGCAGCAGAGCUUGGCUCCCCAGAGGCCCCACCAGGUAGCUGAUGCCCGGGAGAAGCUCAGCUUGAAGCGGAGUUCCCCUGCUUCCUUCAUGAGCCCCCCCAUCGGGACGGUGACUCCAGCGCUGAAGCUCACUAAAACCAUCCAGGUCCCACAGCAGAAGGCCAUGACACCGCCUCAUGCCCAUCCUGCUGGAAUGAGGAUUAACGUCGUCAACAAUCACCAGGGGAGACAGAAUUUAUAUGACCUGGAUGAAGAUGAUGACAUUGCAGCUCCCAUUCCUAGUAAACAGAUGAAAUUGGCAACCUCCAGCAGCUUUCUCCACCACAUGGCCGGGCUGAGCAGUUCCAAGCUUUCCAUGUCCAAGGCCCCCCCUCUCACCAAAGUGGUUCAGAAUGAUGCGUACACAGCUCCUGCUCUCCCCUCCUCGGUUCGAACAAAAGCCUUGACCAACAUGUCCCGGACACUAGUGAACAAGGAGGAUUCCCCCAAAGAGCUGCCUCCUGCUGAGCCUGUCCUCAGCCCUCUGGAAGGGACCAAGAUGACGGUGAAUAACCUACACCCGAGGGUCACCGAGGAGGACAUUGUUGAGCUUUUUUGUGUGUGUGGAGCCCUGAAGCGGGCUCGGCUGGUCCACCCGGGGGUAGCAGAGGUGGUUUUUGUGAAGAAGGAUGAUGCCAUCACCGCAUACAAGAAAUACAACAACCGGUGUCUGGACGGGCAACCAAUGAAGUGCAACCUUCACAUGAAUGGGAACGUCAUCACCUCCGACCAGCCCAUCCUGCUACGGCUGAGUGACAGCCCCUCGGUGAGAAAGGAGAGUGAGCUGCCUCGCAGGGCGAACUCUGCCGCCUCGUCCAACCCUCCAGCUGAGGUGGACCCCGACACCAUCCUGAAGGCGCUCUUCAAGUCCUCGGGGGUCUCUGUGGCCACACAGCCCACAGAAUUCAAAAUCAAACUUUGAGCGGGGGAGCAAGGCAGCCAGAAGGGGGCAGAGGAGGGUGGCUCUGUUUCCCGAAGCAAAGCUUGUGACCAAUGGGCCGUUGGACUGGAGGCCCCAGGCGGGGGUAAGAGCUCCUCACUGGACAGACCCGCCUUCCUGUGAUGUGUUCUAGCCUGUGCUCUGUACGUUAACAUUUCCUGUAGCGUUUCUUCUCCCUCCACCUUCUCUCCAAGGUAGGUUUGUGUUGUUCAAUUGUCUCUCCCCCUAAACUCAGCUCCAAGUUCUUUCCUGGAAAUGGUGUCCUGAAUUCUCUGUGUGCUUUCUUGUGGCUCCAUGGGAUACAGAGGGGCUGUUUGGAGGAUACUGUUUUUUCCAAGGGUGAGGGGCCUCCUCCCAUUUUAUUUUUUCAGUUUUUGAACAAAGUGGAGAAGGGAAGUUUCGCCGUCCUAAUGGGAGCCGGGUCAGCUCCAGAGCUGUGCCACUCUCCGGCCUGGUCAGUGGAGGGACCUGGGUGGGCAUCAGGCCACAGGCUCUUGUCCUCUCCCAUAAUUGUCUCCACACCAGUGUGGUCUGGAGGGCCCUGUUGGCAAGGGCAGGGUGAGGCUGCUGCUCUUCCAGGAAGUGUGCACCCCAGUUCUUGCCUGCAGGGCCCGUGCUGUUUCGGGCAGGUCGGAGUUAAUCCUGAGGUCACAGGUCCCUUUCCCAUGGGUUCGGCCCAGUGCUCCACCCCAGUUCCCUUGGCCUCUGGUUAUUACUGCUGGGGGGGCUUGCUGGUCCCUCAAGUUUUCACUAGCCCAGAGCUCAUCACACCCUGGUUCUAGUGUUAAUGCCAGCUCUCCCCUAGUUCUGUGACACUGUGGGUUUGGAGGAUUAUUAAAAGGGGAGAUAUUGGCUUGCUCCUGGCUCUUUUUUUCUGGCCUCAGAUGUCCACAGGACAAUAGUCAGGAUUCUGGGAGCACACAUGCAGCUACCACCUUUGUAAGUGGCCCAUCGGUCCAUGAGCAGAGGGAUCUUUUCCUGCCUUGGCAAUGGGGGAGGGGAGUGGUGGUAAGAAGGCAGUAGAGAGAGCAAAGCAGCCCGUCCAGGCAAACACUAGGUUCCUCUCAGAAUGGUUCCAGGGAGUUGGAGCAAAACUUUAGCACUCAGGGCAGCCCCUGAAUGCCCAGUCAGCAUGGCUCCAGAGUCACCAUCAGUGCCCCGCCAGCUGGCUGGGGCUGUAAAGGCAGUCCAGGUGGCAGAGCUGGAGAGAGUUGGGGAGCAGGAUUCUGGGAGCCCCACAGGAUCAGUAGCAAGUGCUGUGAAAGGCACAGGCCAAGAAAGGAAAGGGGCUGAGACACUAAGCCUCUCGUGACCUGCUGGGGCCAGCACAGUGA
Messenger RNA from Myotis davidii, 2724 nucleotides. RefSeq names its product polymerase (DNA-directed), delta interacting protein 3 (gene POLDIP3). The transcript has 9 exons. Gene Ontology annotation, biological process: mRNA export from nucleus. Gene Ontology annotation, molecular function: mRNA binding. NCBI's taxonomy places the organism in Eukaryota, Metazoa, Chordata, Mammalia, Chiroptera, Vespertilionidae. Bases 107 to 1372 code for a protein of 421 amino acids. The record is from RefSeq and is a predicted model, not a curated record. Gene Ontology annotation, cellular component: nucleus.